Messenger RNA from Helicoverpa zea (corn earworm), 2249 nucleotides. RefSeq lists its product as uncharacterized. Bases 125 to 1717 code for a protein of 530 amino acids. NCBI's taxonomy places the organism in Eukaryota, Metazoa, Arthropoda, Insecta, Lepidoptera, Noctuidae. The record is from RefSeq and is a predicted model, not a curated record. The transcript has a single exon.
CUCCAUCUAAAAAAUAUAAAUUUAAACACGCCAUUUUGGAUAUAUAACAUUACGUAAACCGUCUAACUGUAACUACGCUUCCACUGAAACACAAAUCUUUUAACGUUUUUCUAUUGUUAUUAUAAUGUUAUUUUUUCGAAUGUGCCAAAUUUUCCGUUUAUACAUUUUAUUAUUAUUAUUGUGUAUUUUAAUUGAUAUUGUAUUUAAUAAACCUAUACAAAACUUUGAGCGUUUUUGUCGAUCGCCAGUUUCUUUAUCGGAUGUGACAGCGCAUAUAACGCCGAUAUCAGUGACCUCACCUGUGUCUACGGCCGCUAAGGUCACCACGUCGUCGGCUAAGACGACUACCGCGUCCUCGGAGCCCGACAUGGCCUUCCCCGCCGUCUUGAAAGGCUCCCAAAAGCAGAGAGUGCCCCCACCGGUCCCUCCGAGAGGCUCCCCCAAAGCUAAGCGGGGAGGUGCGACCUCUCAAGCGUCUAGCAUCGACACGAAAGGUGAUUAUCCGAAUCUAAACAUCUCUGUGAAUGAUAUUCCUCCGCAGACACCUAUCACGAGCAGCGAUGAUGAUUUCUGCUUCUAUGGGCAUGACUUUAAGUUUAAAGAACCCACUGCAUGUCGCAUCCCACCGUCCGUAUCCAACAGUUCAGUUAAGAUCACGAAAUUAGUUGCAUCCAACUCUUUCUUAGACUUCGUAGAAGAAGCUGAUAGUAUCACAGAGAGAUCUCAUCUUGGUAAAGAUUUGAUUGCUCAAACUUCGAUGAUGGCUAAGUUUAACAUUGAUAAAGUUUUGAUAGAGCAUUUGGACUCUGGAGAUUAUGAUGACACUUCUCUCACUGAAUCAAGUAGCGAAGAAAGGAUUGUUGUUCAUGAAAUUCGCGAUCCCGUUGAAGAAGUUAGAGCAAAACAGUCGAAAAGUCCUUCACAGUUUGUCAAAGAAGUCGUAACAACGAUUGGGGAUAAAUUGACUGGGAAAACACCAACUGAUUUAGGCUCUUCAACAGAAAAAGUUAGCGUUCAUAACGUUAAAUCAUCAGAUCUGAUAUUUGCGGCCCGAUCUUUGAAGAAAGUAGCACCUGCAGAACAGAUGAAGGUAGAGCAAGUUCAGAAACCAGAAACAGAAGUAAAAGCCGAAAAGAACGGCUCAAAACAAGGAAUAAUAUCAGGCAUAUCAAAGAAAUUAAACUUCAAUCAAUCUAAAAGAGACAAAAACCGUUCCCAAGAUAAGAAACCAAAACCAAAAGUCGAAAUAAGAACAUACAUGCAAGGAAUGACAAAAGACGAAGUGGUAUGCCAGAAAAAGGCAAAAGCUAAGAUAGAUUUGUUCCAAAAGCAUAUUAUCAGAGCCCAGACUGACUCUGAUAGUUCAAGAAGAAGUUCUAUAUCAUCGUCACAAGAAAGCAAGCAAUCGGACAAACAGACAGAUAAGCAAAGAUUGGUUAAAGAAACCAAGAAAAUAUUUGAACCAAUAGAAUAUACCCACGGCAGUUUAACAUCAAUUGACAAGAAGAAUUUCUCAUUAACCACAACUGUUGUUAAUCCAGUCGUUUCGAAAUCAAUAAGUGGAAAUGUUCACGAGAAGAUAAAGCAAUUUUCAGUGACACCUUUGACGAAAACUCCGAAUAAAAUACCGAGGAAAAAGAAAAGCAGUUUUAAGAGGAAAUCUGAUAGAAAGAAAGUGUUAAUUAAGAUGAGAAAAGACAUUGAAGAAAUAUUGUAGAAGUUAAAUUUGAGGAGAAGCGAAAAAAGAAAUUGGAUUCAGAUGGUCUAAAAAGAGAUUGAGAAUUUCAAAAUUAUGAGACAAUAAUUUCGAAAAAUGGAUUGAUAAUUAUAAAGAUAUUUCCUAUAGGCUCAAAGCCAUUAAAAAUACAUUUAGUUAAGCAUGUUAAACGUUUUAGAUUGUGUUGUGAAUCGUACUGACUGCCAUUUUUUCUAUUAAUGAGUUUCACGUUAUGCUCGGUCGUUGGAUUUUCAAAUUUUAUUAUAUUUCCCUUCCUAUCAUGUCAUGUAUGUAUGAGUGCAUCCUUUUAGACUAACACAUUUUGCGUAUAAGUAUUUAGUUGCUACAUCAACCAUCAGUAUUUAGGUGCAGUUUUCUAAGAAUGUGUUCAGUUUCGAGCUCAUCCUUAGCAUUGUGAAUUGGCAUAAGAUUAGUUUUUCAAAAGGAGCGAAAAGUCGUAGAAAUGACCACAUUUUUGCCCAACUGUAUUUUUGACUCAUGUAGAUCCCGUAUCUAUAAUUUUCCAUUUAAU